CAUGACACAAGCCAACCACCCAACCCAUCCCAAAAACACUCCCCUUCCUUGUAACUUAACAGUUAACACCGACCACCCCAAGAGCCCCAUCGCAACUCAACUUCCCCCCACCAAGACAUGAGGCCCCGUAUUCGUACCCCCACUCGAUCCAUCGUCGCUCUGUCCGGAGACAAGAAAGAACCAGGAAUUCUCCUCCGAGAUCCACCGAACCCCCGAACCCAUGACCAAGAUCAUGAACACAUCCCCAAUCCUCACCCGAGCACCGUUUUUACCCGGCUCAGGGUAGAGAAUCCUAUACGAAGAAGCACAGACACCCCUCCCACUCUCCACUCCACCGCACUCCACCGCACUCCACCGCACUCCACUCCCGGACCUGCCACACCCGACGCAACCUAUCAGCUCCCCAGCUACGGGCCAGCUCGACAAGCUAGACUCGUCAGCGGGCGGGAGCUAGAGCUUUGCUCUGUCAGAUGUAUAGUGAUGUAGUAAGGAGGGGUGCAUUUACCCCCCGUAUAUACGGAGGGCUCGGGCUCGGGCUCGGGCUCGGGAUGGGGGAUGGGGAUAAGGGAUGGGGAUAGGUAGGGGUAGGGAGGGUAUCCACUCGCCGUUUCGAGUAAGCUGUACGCGGUACACUACUCAUAGAGUCAGUCUGAAUGGGGUG
This is a messenger RNA of Aspergillus japonicus CBS 114.51, 661 nucleotides long. RefSeq lists its product as uncharacterized. Lineage: Eukaryota; Fungi; Ascomycota; Eurotiomycetes; Eurotiales; Aspergillaceae. The record is from RefSeq and is a predicted model, not a curated record. The transcript has a single exon. The coding region runs from base 118 to 486 and encodes 122 amino acids.